Manis pentadactyla (Chinese pangolin) is the source of this 6609-nucleotide messenger RNA. RefSeq names its product neurolysin (gene NLN). The record is from RefSeq and is a predicted model, not a curated record. Gene Ontology annotation, molecular function: metalloendopeptidase activity. Gene Ontology annotation, biological process: peptide metabolic process; proteolysis. NCBI's taxonomy places the organism in Eukaryota, Metazoa, Chordata, Mammalia, Pholidota, Manidae. The transcript is spliced from 12 exons. Gene Ontology annotation, cellular component: mitochondrial intermembrane space. Bases 16 to 2148 code for a protein of 710 amino acids.
AUAAAACACAUUUGGAUGUUGAUAUUGGACCAAUGGAAAUGCCUAAUUUUUAUUAUUUUUCGGAUUCUUUUUAGAGUUGGUGGUUCCAAGAUUUCAUUCAGAAUGACUUUAGGAAAGGAAAUGAUGUCUCCUCUUCAGGCAAUGUCUUCUUAUACUGGGGCAGGCAGAAAUGUUUUAAGAUGGGAUCUUUCACCAGAGCAAAUUAAAACAAGAACUGAGGAGCUCAUUGUGCAGACCAAACAGGUGUAUGAUGCUAUUGGAAUGCUUGACAUUGAGGAAGUAACUUACGAGAACUGUUUGCAGACACUGGCAGAUGUAGAAGUGAAGUAUAUAGUGGAACGAACCAUGCUAGACUUUCCCCAGCAUGUCUCCUCUGACAAGGAUGUACGGGCAGCAAGUACAGAAGCCGACAAAAAACUUGCUCGUUUUGAUAUUGAGAUGAGCAUGAGAGAUGAUGUAUUUCUGAGAAUUGUUCAUUUACAGGAAACCUGUGAUCUAGGGAAGAUAAAACCUGAAGCCAAACGAUACUUGGAAAAAUCCGUUAAAAUGGGAAAAAGGAAUGGGCUCCAUCUUCCAGAACAAGUACAAAAUGAAAUUAAAGCAAUGAAGAAGAGAAUGAGUGAGCUAUGUAUUGAUUUUAACAAAAACCUCAGUGAGGAUGAUACCUUCCUUGUAUUUUCCAAGGCUGAACUUGGUGCUCUUCCUAGUGAUUUCAUUGACAGUUUAGAAAAGACAGGGAAUGACAAGUAUAAAAUUACUUUAAAAUAUCCACACUAUUUUCCUGUCAUGAAGAAGUGCUGUAUCCCUGAAACCAGAAAGAAGAUGGAAAUGGCUUUUAAUACAAGGUGCAAAGAGAAAAACACUGUAAUUCUACAGCAGCUACUCCCCCUGCGGGCCCGAGUAGCCAAACUGCUGGGCUACAGCUCACAUGCCGACUUCGUCCUUGAGGUGAACACUGCAAAGAGUACCAGCCAUGUGGCAGCCUUUCUAGAUGAUUUAAGCCAGAAACUAAAACCCCUGGGUGAGGCAGAACGAGAGUUUAUUCUGAAUUUGAAGAAAAAGGAAUGUGAAGAGAGAGGUUUUGACUAUGAUGGGAAAAUCAAUGCCUGGGAUCUACAUUAUUACAUGACUCAGACGGAAGAACUCAAGUACUCUGUAGACCAAGAGAUCCUCAAGGAGUACUUCCCCAUCGAAGUGGUCACAGAAGGCUUGCUGAGCAUUUACCAGGAGUUGCUGGGACUUUCAUUUGAGCAAGUGGCAGACCCUCAUGUGUGGAAUAAGAGUGUUACACUGUACACUGUGAAGGAUAAAGCAACAGGAGAAGUAUUGGGACAGUUCUACUUGGACCUCUAUCCAAGGGAAGGAAAAUACAACCAUGCAGCCUGCUUUGGUCUCCAGCCCGGCUGCCUCCUCCCUGAUGGGAGCCACAUGAUGUCGGUGGCCGCCCUUGUGGUGAACUUUACCCAGCCACUGGCAGGUCGCCCCUCUCUCCUGAGGCAUGAUGAGGUGAGGACCUACUUCCAUGAAUUUGGUCAUGUCAUGCAUCAGAUUUGUGCACAGACUGAUUUUGCACGGUUUAGUGGAACAAAUGUGGAAACUGACUUUGUAGAGGUGCCAUCACAAAUGCUUGAAAAUUGGGUGUGGGACAUUGAUUCCCUUCGAAGACUGUCAAAACAUUAUAAAGAUGGAAACCCUAUUAUGGAUGAUCUACUUGAAAAACUUGUUGCUUCUAGACUGGUCAACACAGGUCUUCUGACUUUACGCCAGAUUGUUUUGAGCAAAGUUGAUCAGUCUCUCCACACCAACACAUCGCUAGAUGCUGCAAGUGAAUAUGCCAAAUAUUGCACAGAAAUUUUAGGUGUUGCCGCUACUCCAGGCACAAAUAUGCCAGCUACCUUUGGACAUUUGGCAGGGGGAUAUGAUGGCCAGUAUUACGGAUAUCUUUGGAGUGAAGUAUUUUCUACAGACAUGUUUUACAGCUGUUUUAAAAAAGAAGGGAUAAUGAAUCCAGAGGUUGGAAUGAAAUACAGAAACCUAAUCCUGAAACCUGGGGGAUCUCUGGACGGCAUGGACAUGCUCCAGAAUUUCUUGAAACGUGAGCCAAACCAAAAAGCGUUCCUAAUGAGUAGAGGCCUGCAUGCUCCAUAAACUGGGGAUCUUUGGUAGCAGUCCAUGUCUGGAGGACAAGUCCGCAUCACCAUGUGUUACUGGCCUGGAAACUGAAGGGAGUUUUGCAAAUGAAAGUUUAGAUUUCUAUUAACCGCCUUUUUUUUUUUUUUUUAAUACAGAUGUAAAUGGAAUUAUAAAUACUGUGUCCUAAGAAAAGACACAUUAGAAAAGAAUUGUACUAUAAAAUUUCAUAAAAAUGGAUUUGAUUUCUUUUUAUAAAAGCUUCAUAUGAAUAUAAUUUGAUUUUUUACUAUUAUAACGUAGGUAAUAUAAUACAAGAGGGCUAAGAUUUUUUAAUUGAAUCAUAUACAUUAUAUAAUUUGAUCCUUCUUAUCUUGAAGUUUCGUACUUGAUAAAUGAAUCAUCACAUUCCUGUGGUAAAAUUUUCUCGAAACCCUGCUUCAGCUUUGACUCUCUGCCUCACAGUAAUGUGUGACCUCUUUGCCUGCAUAUGUCAAGGCCAGGGGGAUAUGCUCAGUAAUGCAUUUAUCUUUGUAUUUCAGGCGUUACGAUUCCCAACUUUCUGCCACACUUAAAUUAUGUUCCUCCAUUUGGGUUUGUCUUUUCUGUCUGAAGUACAGCCAGAGUACCAAAAAAUUACCAGUUUUAAUUGAACUGGCCUAAUGUGUCUUGCAAGUUUUUAUCUCGUGUUAGAGGAGUUGGGAUCUUUUAUUAGAGGUUCGUUACCAUUUUGGCAUACAAGAUGAUCAGUUUUCCUAUUUGGCAACGAGAACACAAAAGCAAGUCCAAGGUAUGUUUCUCUUCUCAUGUUUCUAAUAAGUGGUAGGACUUUGCCUCCUUUACUGCCACCUCACCUUAAGUGGCAAGUAAAUAUGUCACAAAUGGAUAAUCAGAGCAAGUGGGUGGAGAGCUGAAGCUGAUAUGGGGCAUAAAGAGUUUAGAAACUCCAGAAGAGGAGUGGGAUCUGUACAGAAGUGUUUGAGGACAGCUGCUCCAAAAUGUUAAGUGUGCUCAAACCCAGCCAUGGGAGGAGGCUCUAUGUAACCUGUUUUGUCUGGUGACUUUUAUUUUAAAUGAACCUUUGGAACUCUCUUUAACUCUCCUUACUGUGGGCCGAAACUCCAACUUACAGCAGAGCAAUAAACACACAGUGCUUAUUUUUCUUCUUUUCAGUAAGGAAACCAAAGCAGGAUAAUAAAAUUUUUUUCAUUAAAAAAAAACUGAAUAUUCUCUGAUAGGUCUUCCAGUUCUUUCCCACUGUGUACCUAAUGUAUGACUUUGCUGGCCAGGGACAAAGUUAGAACCUUUCUAUUCUGUAGUCCAGAUGGACUUUGUGCGAAAUAAAAGUAUAUAUAUAUAUUAUGUUGCAUAAUGAAAUUCUAGACACCAGGAAAAAAUAAGAGCUAUACCGACACAGAAAAAAAUUCCAGGAUUAUUACUGUCAAGCAAAUACAUUAAACAUCCACAUGAGAUCCUACCGUCUCUUCUUUCCCCCAAAGCAGUUGUUUUGGUCUUAGCAACCUGUGGCCCUUUUCUCAUAUCUUUUUUUCCCCAGAUUGUUCUGUUUUCCAGAUUCAAACAAAAACUCUUCUUCAGCUUUUUCUAUUGCCCAAUGUGUCUCCUUAACAAGAACUUUAUCAUUUAAAAUUUUCACUUUUUUCACAUGGGAAAACAAAUACUUGGUGUGAAAAAGGCUGCACACAAUAAAGUUGCAUUACUAUCCACAAGAAAGAACUCACAUUUCUUUCAUACUUCAAUGUUAUGACUGAAAUGCAUAAGAAAACAAAAGCUCUGUGGUGUUCUUUUAGGUAGCGUCCACAUCUAAUAUUUAAAAUCUACCACAAGUACAGCAACAAAAUCAAAUGCUUAUUCUCCUGCAUAAUCCAAAACUAGGGACUUAUUUUUAAAACCUUUUUGAAUGUGGCCGUCCAUCUGCUUUUUUUUUUUUUUUUUUUUAAAUCAGAUCAUAGAGUAUAAGUGAAGCAUUCUGAGUGAUGGGUGACUAUAAAAGUUGUAACUGACUGACCUUUUAUGGACUGAACCACAUAUAAUAAAGUCUGUCUUGGUUAUUGAUCCAAGAGAUUUAGGCCUGCUCCAGGUUUUAGGGACAUCGUUAAGUUGGUAAGGGCAACUUCUUCAACACCUUAUGUUAAUAUGUAGUAAUAUUGAUUCCUAAAGGUUUAAUUUUAAUAUGCUACAGAGAAGAAAAAGAAAAGUCAUGAUGUUAUGCCACCUAAUAUAGGUUUUUUUUCUCUAGUACAAAUAUUACAUGUUACCUAGGUAAAAAAGUAAAAAUUACUUAAAGAAUUAUCACCUGAGCUAUUUACAUUAAAUCUUACCUUUAUAAAACUAGUAUGAUGAAAAGGGGAUAUGCAUAGGUCUUUAGCAUUGACAAACUGCAUUGUGUAAUAGGCCAAAAUAGGGAAAGUAGCUCUUUUAAAAAAAUAAUAUGAUUUUGUACUGUGUAUUUGCCUUAACUAGUAGGGAAUGACUUAACUUUCUACUUUACCGUUUUGCCUUUAGCCUUUGUGAAGUGAUCAUGCCCAGUGGAUCAGCUGGUUUGUUUAUGACCAUUUUUCAUUUUUUGCUUUUCUGCCCUGCACAAAAAGAAUUUUUUGUGCUCCAAGGAUUUAGAGUUAAAAGAAUGUUAAAAGAGAAACUCUCUCAGCAGAAUAGAUGCAAUGACCAAAGCCUCUUCCUCAACACAUUACAGUUACGCGUCUCCCAUCUGAAACUGGGGAUCCCCUCAAAAUUGAAUAUGCCUCCUCUUAUGAAAGUCUGAUGAAAAUAAAGGCAAAAAAGAUGUGCAUGCUUUCAUUUUCUUUGAAAAACAGUGCCCAGUUUACUUUUUCAGUCACCUUUAAUGGAGAUAUUUCCACUGGUGAUUAUCUGGUACCAACUCUGUCAAGACAAGGAUAAAGAUUUUAAAAUCUAAAUUCUAGAUCAGUGUAGCCUUUUCCAACACACCCACAAUACUGCUAUAAAUGGAGACGUUGUAAAAAAGUCUUUGAGAAAUUGAAGUAAUGAACACAAUUCCUCCCACAGCCUCCAGUGAGUAUUCGUGAUUUUUUUCUUUGGUUGUGUUUACCUCCUAGUUCCCUUUCCUGAUAAAAUAUAGGUCCAGCAUGGCUACCCACUGUGUGUGCACCAGACAGGAAGAGGUGACUGUAAUGCAGGCUCACCUAAAAUUUUACUGCCAUGAUAAGAUGUCUCUAGAAUUUGUCAUCAGAGAAACUAUGGCUUGGACUGAUUUAAAGAUAUAGAGUUCACUGAAUCCAACAAGACACUUGACAUCUUUGUGCCUGAGAUGGAGGCUGUGAUUGGAUAAUCGCUAGCCAGAUGGGCUCCUAGCUUUUGGAACAACCUGAGAUCAUUGAAUAAAGAUUUGUAAUUUCCAGUCUUUUGGAUGAAGACUCAAGAAAUUCCACAGAAGGUAUUACCAGAUUUACAGAUAACACUGGAAUGGUUAAAUAUGAUAAGAUUUAAAAUUAUUUCAGUGCUGAGGUAAAUUCAAGAUGAAAUUGGACACAUUCCAUUGCCAAGGUAAAAGGAGGAGAAACCUGACUUGAGAGUGGUACUCGGGAAAAAAAACCUGGCAGUUUUAUUUAACCAAAUUCCAAUAUAAGCCCACAGUACAGAACACCUUGAGAGGGGAACAAGAUGAGAACUAAAGCCUGUACAAGUGUUUUGGGAGAAGGAUGUGUCUAGAUCAAGAGAAUCCCUCUGGACCCUGGGGCAGUAAGAUGAGUCACAGCGGGAAUGUCGUGCUCUAUUCCAGGGGUUGCACUUGAAGCAGGCUUCUGCCUAGCAUUACAGUGUCUGUCAGAGUAGGAACAGGAGGGCGAGGACUUUGAAAAUACUUCUCAAGAGGAAUACAUAGGAAAAUUAGGGAAGUUCGGUCUGCGGAUGAAUUCAGAAAUAGGAGUAACAGCUGUUUUCAAACAUUUGAAGGAUAUAAGAGAAAAUACGAUUAUUCUGCAUUGCUUUAAAAGUCAAAGCUUAGAGAAAUGGUUCAAAUAUAUAAGGGGGCUAUAGAUCAGUAUGAGGAAUUGUUUCUAAUAAUUAUUGUUGAUUACAAAUCCAUUCUGCUGCUGUUAGUGGGUAUGCAAACAAAGCCCGUGGCUGCCAGGUGAGUUACAGAGGAGAUUCCUCCUUUCAGUAGACAUUUGUGCCAGAUCAGCUCUGAGGUCUCAGCCAAAGUUUCAGAUCCAACAAAUAAAUGAUCAUCAGAAAACACCAUUCAGGUGAAAGAAAUGUUUACAUCCUGGAUCCUGAAGAUGGCAUUUAGAAGGCUGCAACUCCCUCACACUUCAGGGAUGGUCUAAGUGUCGCCUUACUCCUCAGCCAGUGCGUACACAGAGGGUAUUAUCAUACUGCUUAUGGAUAAUAUGCUCAUUGAGAAUUGGAGACUAAUAGUUGUAUAUGACCAUAAUAAAUGUAAAAGUCCUUAUAGCAUGAAUAAAGGUUCAUUUUCUUCUU